Messenger RNA from Toxorhynchites rutilus septentrionalis, 681 nucleotides. RefSeq lists its product as uncharacterized. Gene Ontology annotation, cellular component: nucleus. The coding region runs from base 1 to 681 and encodes 226 amino acids. Gene Ontology annotation, molecular function: DNA binding. The transcript has 2 exons. The record is from RefSeq and is a predicted model, not a curated record. Lineage: Eukaryota; Metazoa; Arthropoda; Insecta; Diptera; Culicidae.
AUGUGCAUGUCCGCAACCGGACAGCACCUUCCGCCGUUCUUCAUUUUUCUUCGCAUGCGGAUGCACGAAGCUUUGAAGAAAGGGGCAUCACGUGGAAGCAAAUUUUCCUGUAAUGCAUCGGGUUACAUGACGGUCAAAAUAUUCAAUGAGUGGUUCGAUCACUUUUUGGAGCAUGUAAAACCUUCUGAAGACAGUCCUGCCUUGCUCAUAAUUGAUGGCCACUCGUCGCACACGAAGAACCUAGCUUUUACCGAGAAAGCUAGAGCUAACUUUGUUAAGGUUCUAGUUUUACCACCUCACACUAGCAACAAACUUCAACCGCUUGAUGUAUCCUUUAUGGCACCUUUCAAGACGUACUACGCACAGGAAGUAGAGCGUUUCCUACAACAGAAUCUAGGUAAAGUCGUCAGCCAAUAUGACGUUGCCGAGCUCAUGAAACCUGCAUUCAUCAAGGCGGCUACUACGGAAAUUGCUGAGAAUGGCCAGCCUGGCGGAGAGUGGGAUUCGCCAUGGACGGAUGAAACCAUCUCCGGCCGAAAUGUCAUCUUUCAAAGGCUUCCUCGUGAUGCCGACCCUAGCGAUACCGCGGGUGAUGAUAUUCGACUUUGCAGGGAGUGUGACCGCGUCACGUGGCCGGAUCGUUAUCAUCAAACGCAGUUUACGCGCAGUGGUGAUGAUUAA